AGAGAGAGAGAGAGAGAGAGAGAGAGAGAGAGAGAGUAGUAAAGCUCAUGAAGCUGCUGCAGUUACCUGCGGUCACAGUUACACUGAAAUACGUGUGCACGCGCAUUUCAGUGUAACCGUGCGCGUGUGCGUGUGAUCUCCCACCUUUCAGCGCUUUGCAUCUUUUACCUGCAGUGGACUUCAUGCACAGUCAAAGCGUGCAUGCGCACCACCGCCGCAUGCGCACAUGCACGCACAUGCACGCACGCAGCGGCAGCAGCAGUACCGAGGGAGCGAUCAAUUUACUAAGAGCCCGAGAGGAUCCGAACCGGGGGAGAGACGCGUCGCAAGGGGCCGAAGAACCGGAGGAACCACGGCACCGAUAAUGAAGCUCGGCCGUCAUGUCUAAAGCGACGGUGAAGAAGCUGCACUGGCGCUCCAAGGUGCAGGAGAGCUUCGUCCCCCUGGGCGGCGGCUCAGGAGAGCUGGGUCUGGCCAUCGGGGGCGGGGCCGACUACGGCGAGUUCCCCUUUGUCACGGCAGCACCUGGGGGCGGGGCCACAGUGGGGGACAUCAUCCUAGAGAUCGGGGGGACGCCUGUAUUAGGGAUGACCCUCGGUGAUGUCAGAGGAGUCCUCAACUCCUGUCCUCAUCCAAUCAGAAUCAAGACCGUGUCACCAGGUUCUUCGCUCUGUAAAGACCUCAGGUUGUAUCUCAGCAAGUGUUUCACUCCAGGAUCCAUGGACAGUCAACUACAGCAGCUGAUCAGAGAGAACCUGUACCUGAGAGCUGUACCCUGUACGACCAGGCCGCCUCGGGACGGGGAGAUCUCGGGGGUGGACUACAACUUUGUGUCCAUCGAGGAGUUUUUCUCUCUGGAGGAGUCUGGAGCUCUGCUGGAGAGCGGGAAAUUCAAAGGGAACUACUACGGGACGCCUCGCCCCGUCCACAUCGGCCCGGAGAGUCCACCAAUCACGUACCAGGAGCAUCGGAACCUGCUGCGGAACUUCAGGACGAGGAGCAAGUCUCUGAGUAACCUGGAGAAAGCUGUGGAGGAGGGAGACAACAGCGAGGAGGACAGCGGACUGUCCGCAGGUUCAGCAGUAGCCCCGCCCACCACCCUACCUCUUAGCCAAUCAUGGGAGUCAGCGGCGGGGAGUCGGGAAGGGAUGAUGAACGGAGGAGGAGGAAGAGGAUUGGGGAGAGGAAGAGGAGGAGGAGGAGGAGGAGGAGGUCCCCUGCCUGAGAACUGGGAGCUGGCCUUCAGUGAUUCAGGAGAGCCGUACUACAUCAAUCAUAAGUCAAAGACGACCAGCUGGCUGGAUCCUCGACAUCACAACAAAGAGACGACUUCCUUUACAGAGCUCCCAGAGUUCACGGAGCAGCCCAGUCAGUUGAGGGGUUACUCCAUCCACACUCGUCUCUCUAAAGGUCCUCGAGGUUUCGGCUUCAACAUCGUGGGAGGAAGUCGACCCCGAGAGUUUCUGCAGGUUUACAGUGUCACACCUGGUGGUCCGCCCGCCCUCACCACAGGCGACAUCCUGGUCUACAUCAACGACAGCUGCGUGCUGGGCCGCUCUCAUAAAGAGGUGGUGGAGAUGCUGAAGUCGGUGCCGAUGGGUCAGAGCGUGGACGUGGUGCUGAGGAGAGGAUACCCGAUGCUCUACAACCCUGACGGGUGUCCCAAGCAGAGCCUGGAGACGCAGCCGCAGACCCUCAGCGAGCCCUCCAACCCCCCCACCCUGAGCAGAGGCCCAACACAUCUCACCUACAGCUGCACGCUGGAUUCUAACGGCAGCACGCCAGUAAUGGGUAAAACCCCGCCCUCCUAUCCUGCUCAGCCAAUGACAAAUGGGCUGACAGGCCCGCCCACUCCCAUUGCCUCUGAUCCACCACUGGGUCCACCGCCUCCAGACAGGACAGCAGCCAAUCACAGUGACUCUGAUGGCGGCGUGUCCAACGCUGGAACUCGAAGGUCUUCCCUGAUUCGCUACAACAGCAGCACCCUCCCCACCCUCUCCUCCUCCUCCCUCCUCCACCAUCAGAGCUCCAAGUCGUCAGAGAGUGACCUGUCCACGUCCACACUCCCCAUCUCCUCCUCCACCCUCCCCACCAUGUCCUCAUCCUCCAACACUCUGUCCAAACUUCCCCUCUCUCAGCCUGACACCGGCCUCCACCAGAACUCCACCAGCCCCACCAGCGCUAACAACCCCCCCUCCUCCUGCACACCCCCGGGGGCUCCAGUGCAGCGUUCGCCAAUGCCCCAGACCUCCAUCGCCCUCACGCCACCCAGAGACAUCCCACCCUGUGGCUUUAACGGGUGUCCGGCCAGUCACCAGGCGCCGCCCCCACCCUCCAGAGGAACCUCAGGGCUGGCGCUCCCUCUUGGGGCAGCGUCGGCUUCCGGUGGGGAGCUUGUGCCGGUGGCCCUGGGACGCACUGAAGGUGGGGGGCUGGGGUUCAGUGUGACAGCAGGGGGCCAAGGGGGUCAGCUGGCAGUAGUAAGACGUGUCUGGGACCGACGGCAGUGUCCCUCUCUGCAGACAGGAGAUGCUAUCGUGAAGAUCAACGGAGCGGACGUACAGAGCUUCAGCUUCUCACAGGUGCAGAGAAUCCUGCAGGAACACACCAAGCAGGGGGAGGUGGUGCUGCUGGUCUACAGAGGAGGUCCCGCCUCCUCUCCAGUCGUCACCCCAAACCUCUACAAGCCCCUCCCCUCCCCUCAUGGCCUCACCACCACCCCUUCAGCUGAAUUGCCUUCCCCGUCCACGGGUGCCUUGGUGGGGGGCGUCCCCCCACUCAGCCAGGCUGGCUUGGUCCUCGAGAGUCCCCAGGAGGGCCCCCUACCAGCCCCAGGGACCCACCAAGGUGCCCCUCCUUCCCAGACGCCAAACGGACCCCAAGCCUCGGCCCUCAUCCAGAGCACCAGUUUCCUCGACUCGGUUCCUGUGACACUGACCUUGGAGCCACGUGAUUUGCUGGGAGUUCAGGAGAGCGCCGGCGGGCCUCCUCCAAACAGAGGGGGAGGAGCAUUGGGAGCAAUCGCCAAGGACGGGAGGGCGGGAGUAAAGACGAUGGAGGUGGAGCUGAGGAGGGGCCCGAGCGAAGGCUUCGGAUUUGUCAUUGCCUCUCAGGAAGUGACCAACGGGGCCCCCAACCUGAUGUCUCACCGAUUCGUGACGGUGCGUCGUGGCAGCCCGGCGGCACGCAGCGGUCAGAUUCAGCCUGGAGAUCAGCUGGACGCGGUGGAGACUCGACCGGUCGCUGGUCUGCAACAUCGAGACCUCGCACAGAUCCUGAGGAGAGCGGGAAACACGCUGAGACUGAGCAUCACGCCACGACACCAGUCGUCCCCUCUGUCAGAGGGAGCGAACUUGGACAUUGACGGACGACUCAUAAAAGGAUCCAGAGGGAGGUCAAAGGAUGAGUCUCAGUUCUACAGCGUGGAUCUGGAACGAGGUCCAACAGGAUUUGGUUUCUCUCUGAGGGGGGGCAGUGAGUACAACAUGGGACUGUAUGUACUGGGACUGAUGGAGGGGGGGCCGGCCCAGCGCAGCAACAAGAUACAGGUGUCUGAUCAGCUGGUGGAGAUAAACGGAGACAGCACGUCAGGUAUGACUCACAGUCAGGCCGUGGAACAGAUCAGACGAGGAGGACAUCGAAUCCAUCUCAUCCUCAAGAAAGGAAACGGAUACGUUCCUGAUUACGUGGAGCUGUCCAGUCUCUCUCUCUGUAUGACGAACUCUAAACAGGGUGAACCCUGCUUCUACGUGAUUGGACGCACUGAAAACUCGCGGCCCUGAUGAAGGAGCCCUCUCCCCCUCCUCCUCCUCCUCACCCCCAGAGGAGCAGGAUGUAGAUACGAUAACCAUGACAACCGCCUCCCUCAGCCAGCAGAGGGGAGGAGCAGGUGUUACAGGAGGAGGAGACGGAGGA
Hippoglossus stenolepis (Pacific halibut) is the source of this 3915-nucleotide messenger RNA. It is a transcript of the gene magixa, whose product is annotated as MAGI family member, X-linked a. Lineage: Eukaryota; Metazoa; Chordata; Actinopteri; Pleuronectiformes; Pleuronectidae. Gene Ontology annotation, molecular function: protein binding. The transcript is spliced from 22 exons. Gene Ontology annotation, biological process: signal transduction. Gene Ontology annotation, cellular component: cytoplasm. The record is from RefSeq and is a predicted model, not a curated record. Bases 381 to 3782 code for a protein of 1133 amino acids.